UUUAUAAUUCAUGUACACUUCCGUUAAAAACAAACAUGUGGGCAUUUUUGUCCGGUGUAAAGAAACCUGCCCAAAAUAAAAGAAACUAUGAAGAAAAUCGCAAAGAAAGAUCUUUCAAAGUGUCCUGGACUGCAGGACGCCAAUGGCUUCAGUACAAAGAUGGCAAAAUGUUCUGCACUUUCUGCAAGGAAGCUGGUGUGAUUUCUGAUUUUUGUCGGGGGUCCACCAGCUUCCGAAUCGACUCGGUGAAAAAACACGAAAAUUCGGACAGUCAUAAACAUUCCACUGUUGUUGCAACUAACAAAACCAAAGAGCCUGGUACACGGCCUGCAGAGAAGGCUCUCCAGAACCUUAAUAAAGAAAAUGUCAAAAAACUUGAAAUUUUAUUCAAAACGGCCCAUGCACUUGCCAAAAAUAACCGUCCCUACAGUGACUUUGAGUGGAUAUGUGGGUUAGACGUCGCAAAAGGACUUGUCCUUGGUACUACUUACAUCACCGAUAAAUAUUGCAGAAAGUUUGUUAAUGCAAUCGCAGAGGUUGAAAGAAAUAGAACUAAAGAGGCUGUGGAAAAGGUGAAAUUUUUGUCAAUACUUUGUGAUGGGUCCACUGAUCAGGGAAUAAUUGAUAAUGAAAUAGUUUAUCUACGAAUGGUAGUACAGGGCAAAGCAGAGGUGAAGUUUAUUGGCUGUAUGCAAGUUACCAAAGCUGAUGCCAGAGGAGUAUUUCAUGCGAUGAAGAGGGCUGUAGAAGGAGUUGGGCUUGAUUGGUCCAAAACACUUAAGAAAAUGGUUGGCCUUGGGUCCGAUGGCGCCGCGGUUAUGACAGGGAAAAAGGCAGGUGUUGCUGCCUUGUUAAAACAACAACAUCCUUCAAUCAUUUCCAUUCAUUGUCUUGCCCACAGGUUAGAACUGGCCUACAAAGAUGCUUUAAAGGGGAUCAAAAUAGGAGAAAAGGUUGUCUCUGGGCUUUUACUAGGGUUAUACUACUUUUACCACAACAGUCCAUUGAAUAGGGCUAAUUUGAAAGAGUCGUAUAAAACCCUUGGAAUAGACAUGAAGAUGCCAACAAGAGUUGGCGGCACCAGGUGGGUUGGCCAUGUACUACUGGCAUUGAAAAAUAUGUUCCAUGGAUAUGCUGCCAUCAAGCAACAUCUUUAUCAGCUUGCAUUUGGGUCAGGUGUGCAAGCUAUUGCCAAAAGUAAAGCCCUUGGUCUCUAUAAGAUUCUUGUAGAUGACAACAACAUCACAUUUGCAGCUUUUCUUCUUGACAUUUUGUCUCUCCUCCACAUCAUGUCACAAGUAUUUCAGCGGGAAGAAAGUUGCGUGGCAGAUAUACACAGGGCUCUCAACUCCUGUCUUUCCUCACUCAACAGAUUUUCUGAGAUACUUUGGUGAUGAACACAUCAAGACAGCAGCUGAUCAUUUUCAGCAGGACUUGGAGACGGCAGGUUUAGAUGCAGAUGAUGUUUUUCACGAGUGGGUCUUUUUGAAAUCAGACAUUUAUGGAAGCUUCCCAGAUGUUCA
Messenger RNA from Saccostrea cuccullata (small rock oyster), 1523 nucleotides. Its product is annotated as zinc finger protein 862-like. Lineage: Eukaryota; Metazoa; Mollusca; Bivalvia; Ostreida; Ostreidae. Gene Ontology annotation, molecular function: protein dimerization activity. The transcript is spliced from 7 exons. The record is from RefSeq and is a predicted model, not a curated record. The coding region runs from base 36 to 1394 and encodes 452 amino acids.